Messenger RNA from Oppiella nova, 1367 nucleotides. Lineage: Eukaryota; Metazoa; Arthropoda; Arachnida; Sarcoptiformes; Oppiidae. The record is from the annotation of a GenBank genome assembly.
AUGUCGGCGCUUGCGAUGAACGCGACGCACGAGCCGCCCGACGACUCGGUGGAGUUGGCCACGACUCUCAUCCAGACGUUGGGCGCUCUCGUGGGCGUCCUGUUGUCGCUGCUGACGAUCGUCGGCAAUGUUCUCGUUAUGAUAGCCUUCAAAGUGGACAAACAGUUGCAGACAAUAAGCAAUUACUUCCUCUUGAGUCUGGCGCUCGCAGACUUCCUCAUCGGUUGCAUUUCGAUGCCGUUGUCUCUCAUUUACAUUCUCACCAAUUACUGGCCAUUUUCGGCCCUUCUGUGCGACGCGUGGCUGGCCGUCGAUUAUCUCAAUUCCAACGCUUCGGUUCUCAAUCUUCUCCUCAUUUCCUUCGACCGCUACUUCUCAGUGACGCGUCCGCUCACUUACCGCGCCCGCAGGACCACCCGUCGCGCGUGCGCUAUGAUCGCGGGCGCGUGGCUCGUGUCGGCGCUCUUAUGGCCGCCCUGGAUCUUCGCGUGGCCCGCCAUCGAGGGCCGCCGAACGGUGCCCUCCGACCAGUGCUACAUCCCGUUCCUCGAGUCCAACAUUUGGGUCACGAUAUCGACGGCUCUGAUCGCCUUCUGGCUCCCGGCGUCUCUUAUGUGUGUCCUCUACUGGCGGAUAUGGCGCGAGACGGAAAGGCGCUACAAAGACCUCACGGCUCUCGUGCUGGUGUCGCACUCGCUGUCGUCGCGAUCGUCGCACACGGGCUCCACGUCGUCCACGUGUUGGCAGAAGUGCUGUACGACGAAAGCGACGGCAGUGUCAUCGCAGACGUCGAUCGCGGCGUCCGGCGAGACUCCUCCCACCUCUGAGUCCAUCUACACGAUUGUCAUCCAAUUGGACGUCAAUUGCGAGCACUCGGCGACCGUCACGAUGCUGAACGGCGCGCAGGAGGAGGCGCCGCCCUCGCCGCCGCCCACUCGCAUCCGCGCCCCCAUCCAGCCCAAGAGCGAGCGCAAGGCCGCCAAGACGUUGUCGGCCAUUCUGUUGGCCUUCAUCGUGACGUGGACGCCGUACAACAUCCUCGUGUUCGUGAAGACGUUUUCGCCGACUUCCGUGGACUCGGACGGCCUUUGGUGGCAAUUCGCGUAUUACUUGUGUUACAUUAACUCCACUCUCAACCCCUUGUGUUACGCCUUAUGUAACGUCAACUUCCGCAACACUUACGUCCGAAUACUGACGUGUCGUCUCAGACAACCAACGCAACAACAACAACACACCGGACGACAGCACAGGACGACAGGACGACACGACACGACACUCAUGGCGACCGCAGACUUCAAAUGAAUAGGAUUUCCGCGUUCUUGAACAACGCCUUGAACUCGUGGCGCGUCAGUCGAACGUAGCCGUCG